AGCACUACGAGGUCGGAGACGGCGAGCAGCUCAUUUAGAACCGGCCAUAGCACAGCACUGCAGCAACAAUGUCUAAGGGACCAGCAGUUGGAAUUGAUCUUGGCACCACUUACUCCUGUGUGGGUGUCUUCCAGCAUGGCAAAGUGGAGAUCAUUGCCAAUGACCAAGGAAAUAGGACCACACCCAGCUAUGUGGCUUUUACAGAUACAGAGAGGCUGAUUGGAGAUGCAGCUAAAAAUCAAGUUGCCAUGAACCCCACAAACACUGUUUUUGAUGCCAAGCGACUCAUUGGCCGCAGAUUUGAAGAUGCGGUUGUUCAGUCUGACAUGAAGCACUGGCCUUUCAAUGUUGUGAGUGAUAGUGGAAGACCAAAGGUCCAAGUAGAAUACAAGGCAGAGACCAAAUCUUUCUAUCCAGAGGAAAUUUCAUCUAUGGUUUUAACUAAGAUGAAGGAAAUAGCUGAAGCUUACCUUGGCAAGACCGUGACAAAUGCUGUAGUUACUGUUCCAGCAUAUUUCAAUGACUCCCAGCGACAGGCUACUAAGGAUGCCGGAACUAUUUCUGGGCUGAAUGUGUUGCGUAUCAUUAAUGAGCCAACUGCUGCUGCCAUUGCCUAUGGACUGGAUAAGAAGGUUGGAGCAGAAAGGAAUGUACUGAUCUUUGAUCUUGGAGGUGGCACCUUCGAUGUCUCCAUUCUUACCAUUGAAGAUGGAAUCUUUGAAGUUAAGUCUACCGCUGGUGACACUCACUUGGGUGGUGAAGACUUCGAUAAUCGUAUGGUGAACCACUUUGUUGCUGAAUUCAAAAGGAAGCACAAGAAGGACAUCAUUGACAACAAGAGAGCUGUUCGCCGUCUCCGUACUGCUUGUGAGCGUGCAAAGCGUACGCUCUCCUCCAGCACUCAGGCUAGCAUUGAAAUUGAUUCUCUCUAUGAAGGAAUCGACUUCUAUACCUCCAUAACAAGAGCACGUUUUGAAGAACUCAAUGCUGAUCUCUUCAGAGGUACCCUUGACCCUGUUGAAAAAUCACUUCGUGAUGCUAAGCUUGACAAGUCUCAAAUACAUGAUAUUGUAUUGGUGGGUGGAUCCACCCGUAUACCUAAAAUCCAGAAACUUCUUCAAGAUUUUUUCAAUGGAAAGGAGUUGAACAAGAGCAUCAACCCUGAUGAAGCUGUUGCCUAUGGUGCAGCUGUACAGGCAGCCAUCUUAUCUGGUGACAAGUCAGAGAAUGUUCAGGACCUCCUGCUGCUUGAUGUUACACCUCUAUCCCUUGGUAUUGAGACAGCUGGUGGUGUCAUGACUGUUCUGAUCAAGCGAAACACAACCAUUCCCACAAAGCAGACACAAACAUUCACAACAUACUCUGACAACCAGCCUGGAGUCUUAAUUCAGGUAUACGAGGGAGAAAGGGCAAUGACCAAAGAUAACAACUUGUUGGGUAAAUUUGAGCUGACUGGCAUCCCUCCUGCUCCCCGAGGUGUUCCUCAGAUUGAGGUGACUUUUGACAUUGAUGCCAAUGGUAUCUUAAAUGUGUCUGCUGUUGACAAGAGUACUGGCAAAGAGAACAAAAUCACCAUUACCAAUGACAAAGGCCGCCUUAGUAAGGAAGAUAUUGAACGUAUGGUUCAAGAAGCUGAUAAGUACAAAGCUGAAGAUGAGAAGCAAAGGGACAAAGUAUCUUCAAAGAAUUCACUGGAAUCCUAUGCAUUUAACAUGAAGGCUACUGUUGAAGAUGAGAAACUUAAAGGAAAAAUAAGUGAUGAAGAUAAACAAAAAAUCCUGGAGAAAUGCAAUGAAGUUAUAGCUUGGCUGGACAAAAAUCAGACUGCAGAAAAAGAAGAGUUUGAACAUCAACAAAAAGAACUGGAGAAGGUGUGCAACCCUAUUAUUACUAAGCUAUACCAGAGUGCUGGUGGCAUGCCAGGAGGCAUGCCAGGAGGUAUGCCAGGUGGCUUCCCAGGUGCUGGUGGUGCACCAACAGGUGGAGCGUCAUCAGGUCCUACUAUUGAGGAGGUUGACUAAAAGCUGCAUUCCACUUUUUUCGUCUUGUAACUCCUAGGACACAAAUUUCUUACUAGCUGUUAAAAUGUUCUCAUGUAAGCUGCUGUAUGUAAAUUUAUGGGGCAUUAAUACUUGAAUUCACUCCCAAAAGUCAGGAAAACAUCUUGGCACCUGUACUGUAACAAAUUUGGGUCCAGACGAAUAAAAUGUGUUUCAUUGGC
Molecule: messenger RNA, 2221 nt
Organism: Xenopus laevis (African clawed frog)
Lineage: Eukaryota; Metazoa; Chordata; Amphibia; Anura; Pipidae
Gene: hspa1l.S
Product: heat shock protein family A (Hsp70) member 1 like S homeolog
Exons: 9
Coding region: 69-2021 (650 amino acids)
Molecular function (GO): ATP binding; ATP hydrolysis activity
Source: RefSeq, marked provisional